CCCCACAAAAGCUAUAGGCUGACUUCGGAUGCUAAGAAAGCCAAGGUCACAGGAAUCGUGCAAGAGAAGCUGCUGAAUGACUACCUGCACCGGGUCUUUGCUGCACCUGAUCACACGGCCCCUGCAGCCGCCAGCAGAAAACCCCUGAACUUCCAGAACCUGCCAGAGCAUCUGGACCACCUGUUACAGGUGGACAGUGAGGAUGAGGACGGCCAGGGAAAAGACGAAGGGCGGCUUGGCCCUUCCACGGUGGUCCUGGACCACACUGGUGGCUUUGAGGGGCUUCUCCUGGUUGAUGAUGACCUCCUGGGGGUGAUUGGACACAGCAACUUUGGAACCAUCCGAUCUACCACGUGUGUGUACAAAGGAAAGUGGGUCUACGAGGUGCUCAUCUCCUCCCAGGGGCUCAUGCAGAUCGGUUGGUGCACCAUCAGCUGCCGCUUCAACCAGGAGGAGGGGGUCGGAGAUACACACAACUCCUAUGCCUACGAUGGCAACCGGGUGCGCAAGUGGAACGUGACCACAACCAGCUACGGCAAGGCCUGGGCUGCGGGGGACAUUGUGAGCUGCCUGAUUGACCUGGACGAAGGGACGCUGUCCUUCUGCCUGAACGGAGUGUCGCUGGGCACCGCCUUCGAGGACCUGUCCAGGGGCCUGGGCAUGGCCUACUUCCCAGCCAUCAGCCUCUCCUUCAAGGAGUCCGUGGCCUUCAACUUUGGCAGCCGCCCCCUGCGCCACCCCGUGGCGGGCUACCGGCCCCUGCAGGACCCACCUCGGGCCGACCUGGCGCGAGCACAGCGGCUGCUUGGCUGCUUCCAGGCGGUGCUCAAGGUGGACCUGGAUCCUGUGGAAGGACGGCUGGUGGAGAAGGAGAGCUCUGAGUGGCAGUUGCAGGGCCAGCCCACCGUCCUCCUGACGCUGGCCCACAUCUUCCACCGCUUCGCGCCACUCCUGCGCAUGGUGUACCUGGUAGAGGCUGUGCUCAUGGGCUUCCUGCUGGGCAUCGUGGAGGCGGGCCCCCCUGCCAGGGCGCAGUCAACAGUGCGCCAGGUCCUGGACCUCCUGUGGCUCUUCCUGGAGGACUUUGAGGUCCAGGAUUGCCUGAAGCAGCUGAUGCUGUCCCUGCUGCGACUGUACCGGUUCUCGCCCAUCGUCCCAGACCUGGGCUUGCAGAUCCACUACCUGCGGCUCACCAUCGCCAUCCUGAAGCACGAGAAGUCCCGAAAGUUUCUGCUCAGCAACGUCCUCUUCGACGUGCUCCGUUCCGUGGUCUUCUUCUACAUCAAGAGCCCCCUGCGCGUGGAGGAGGCCGGCUUGCGCGAGCUCAUUCCCACCACCUGGUGGCCGCUCCGCUCCAGCAGGGAGGGCAAAGAGAGCAAGGAGGAAGAGGAGGAGACCGCGGAGGAGCGGCGUCGGCGCCGGGCCUAUGAACGGGGCUGCCAGAGGCUGAAGAAGCGCAUUGAAGUGGUCGAAGAGCUGCAGGUCCAGAUCCUGAAGCUGCUGCUGGACAAUAGGGACGACAAUGGGGGCGAGGCGUCCCGGUACAUCUUCCUGACCAAGUUCCGGAAGUUUCUGCAAGAGAACGCGAGCGGCCGCGGGAACAUGCCCAUGCUCUGCCCCCCUGAGUACAUGGUCUGCUUCCUGCACCGGCUGAUCUCUGCCCUGCGCCACUUCUGGGACGAGUACAAGGUGUCCCACCCCCGCGCCUCCUUCAGCGAGGAGGCCUACGUCCCCCCUCAGAUCUUCUACAAUGGCAAGGUAGACUACUUCGACCUGCAGCGCCUCGGGGGUCUCCUCUCCCACCUUCGGAAAACCCUCAAAGACGAACUUGCCUCCAAGGCCAACAUCCUGAUUGACCCACUGGAGCUGCAGGCGGCCACCAUGGACGACCUGGACGAGGACGAAGAGCCCUCUCCCACUGUGGCCCAGCGCCCCAUACAGGCCUUAGCCAUAGGGGGGGCGCUGCCCCUGCCCAGGCCCGGCUGGCUCAGUUCCCCAACCCUGGGCCGAGCCAACCGCUUCCUCAGCACAGCGGCCAUGAGCCUCAUGACGCCCCGCCGGCCCCUGAGCACCCUGGAGAAGGUGAAGGUCCGCACGCUGAGCGCUGAGCAGAGGACCCGAGAGGACAUUGAGGGUAGCCACUGGAACGAGGGUCUGCUGGUGGGCCGGCCACCGGAGGAGCCUGAGCAGCCUCUGACAGAGAACUCGCUGCUGGAGGUCCUCGAUGGCGCCGUCAUGAUGUACAGCCUCAGCGUCCACCAGCAGCUGGGCAAGAUGGUGGGUGUGUCCGAUGACGUCAACGAGUAUGCGGUGGCUCUGAGGGACACUGAGGACAAGAUCCACCGGUGCCCCAAGUGGCGGAAGGAUAUUCUUGCAGAGUUGACCAAGAGCCAAAAGGUGUUCUCAGAGAAGCUGGACCACCUGAGCCGCCGUCUCGCCUGGGUCCACGCCACUCUGUACUCCAAGGAGAAGAUGCUGGACAUCUACUGGCUGCUGCGCGUCUGCCUGCAGACCAUCGAGCAUGGGGACCGCACUGGCGCCCUCUUCGCCUUCAUGCCCGAGUUCUACCUGAGCGUGGCCAUCAACAGCUACAGUGCCCUCAAGAAUUACUUCGGCCCUGUGCACAGCAUGGAGGAGCUCCCAGGCUAUGAGGAGACCCUGACCCGCCUGGCCGCCAUCCUUGCCAAACAUUUUGCUGACACGCGCAUCAUAGGCACCGAUACCCGAGACUCGCUGAUGCAGGCCCUGGCCAGCUACGUGUGCUACCCACACUCCCUGCGGGCUGUGGAGCGGAUCCCCGAGGAGCAGCGUGUCGCCAUGGUGAGGAACCUCCUGGCGCCCUAUGAGCAGCGGCCGUGGGCCCAGACUAACUGGAUCCUAGUGCGGCUCUGGAGGGGCUGUGGGUUCGGGUACCGCUACACACGGCUGCCACACCUACUGAAAACCAAGCCCGAGGAUGCCAACCUGCCCAGCCUCCAGAAGCCCUGCCCCUCCACCCUGCUGCAGCGGCACAUGGCUGACCUGCUGCGCCAGGGCCCUGACGUGGCACCGAGCUUCCUCAACAGCGUCCUCAACCAGCUCAACUGGGCCUUCUCAGAGUUCAUCGGCAUGAUCCAGGAGAUCCAGCAGGCAGCUGAGCGCCUGGAACGGAACUUCGUGGACAGCCGGCAGCUCAAGGUGUGCGCCACCUGCUUCGACCUCUCGGUCAGCCUGCUGCGGGUCCUGGAGAUGACCAUUACGCUGGUGCCCGGGACCUUCCUCGACUGGACCCAGCCCACCUCCGAGAUGCUACUGCGGCGGCUGGCGCAGCUGCUGAACCAGGUGCUGAACCGGGUGACGGCUGAGAGGAACCUGUUUGACCGUGUGGUCACCCUGCGGCUGCCUGGCCUGGAGAGCGUGGACCACUACCCCAUCCUGGUGGCAGUGACGGGCAUCCUGGUGCAGCUCCUGGUGCAUGGCCCAGCCUCAGGGACAGAGCGAGCAACUUCCGUGCUCCUGGCUGACCCCUGCUUCCAGCUCCGUUCCAUAUGCUAUCUCUUGGGGCUGUCAGAUCCCCCAGCGCCCGGCGCCGCCCUGCCUGCCCCUGACCGGAAGCGCUUCUCCCUGCAGAGCUACACAGAUUAUAUCAGCACUGAAGAGCUGGCCCAGGUGCAGCAGAUGCUGGCACACCUGACUGCCGCGUCUGCCCAGGCGGCGGCAGCCUCACUGGUGAGUGCAGCCACGCCCACGAGUGAGGAAGACCUCUGCCCCAUCUGCUAUGCCCACCCCAUCUCGGCUGUGUUCCAGCCCUGUGGGCACAAGUCCUGCAAAGCCUGCAUCAACCAGCACCUGAUGAACAACAAGGAUUGCUUCUUCUGCAAGGCCACCAUCGUGUCAGUGGAGGACUGGGAGAAAGCAGCCAGCAGCAGCACCACCUCCUCGGCCACCUAGCCCCGCCCCCUCGUGCUCCUCUUGCCUUGCACCAGUCCCCCCUCCCCGACCCUCAUCUUGCCUGCAUGUCGCCUCAGUGGUGGGAGCCCAGCAGAGGUCCUGAUUGUGCCUGAGCUUGCCUUUCAGUCAGGGCCACAGUGAGCAUUAAAUUAUUAUUCCAUACA
Molecule: messenger RNA, 4094 nt
Organism: Echinops telfairi (small Madagascar hedgehog)
Lineage: Eukaryota; Metazoa; Chordata; Mammalia; Afrosoricida; Tenrecidae
Gene: RNF123
Product: ring finger protein 123
Exons: 38
Cellular component (GO): cytoplasm
Molecular function (GO): protein binding; ubiquitin-protein transferase activity
Source: RefSeq, a predicted model, not a curated record